AUCGACUGACCGCCGCACUUCAUCCCCCCCUCCCCUCCCUCCCUCCGCCGGAGCGCCGUCUCAAAAUGGCCGCCACCUCCUCCACCGCCUCCGCCAUGGCGGUGGCCGCCACCUCCCCUACCAUUGCCACUGCGCCAUUCUCGUCUCUUCCUCUCCGCCUUCGCCUCCGCCCCAAACCCCUCCUCUUCACUUCUCGCCUCCUCCUCCCCGUCCCCAAGUCCUCCUCCUGGGUUGAAUCCGUCUCGGAGGAAGGGGAGGAAGAAGGCGUGGAGGAGGAUUCCGAGGAAUCCGGUGCCGCGGGGGAAGACGAUGACGGGGAGGACAACGACGAAAAGCCGCGGCCUGAGCCGGUGGCCGCCUCUGGGUUCGAGUUCGCGUCGCCGCCGGAGGGCUACGUGGAGCCGGCCCCGUUCGACGAGCUGCCCCCGGAGUCGCCCGAGGACGUGGCAGCGGCGUACGAAGCGCUCUACGGGCCGGCCUUUAGCGGCGAGACGGUCAUGGGCAACAACGUCUUCGAGGUCAAGGUGGUGGAUCCCGUCGACAUGGACCGGGAGCAGCGCCCUAGCGACGAGUUCAGCGAGCGGGUCGUGCAGGUCAAUCGCGUCACCAAGGUCGUCAAGGGCGGGAGGCAGUUAUCCUUCCGUGCGAUCGUCGUCGUCGGCGACAUGAAGGGCCACGUCGGUGUGGGCGUUGGCAAGGCCAAGGAGGUCACCGAGGCCAUCACCAAGGCCGCCAUGAACGGCCGUCGCAAUCUCGUCACCGUGCCGCUCACCAAGUAUUCGACCUUCCCGCAUAGAGCAGAUGCAGACUAUGGAGCAGCCAGGGUCAUGUUGAGGCCUGCUUGCCCUGGAUCUGGUGUAAUUGCAGGUGGAGCUGUGAGGGUCGUGCUGGAGAUGGCUGGGGUUGAAAAUGCUCUGGGGAAACAGCUGAGGAGCAAGAACCCCCUCAACAAUGCAAGAGCUACCAUCAAGGCGACCCAAAUGAUGAGGCAGUUCAAGGAUGUUGCUGCAGAGCGCGGGCUUCCAAUGGAGCAGCUAUGGAAAUAAUCAAAUAAAUCAACCUUAAAUUCCCUCCAAUAUUUUUCUUUCUCCAUUUCUUGAGUUCAUUUUCAGUUGUAUCUGUCAGUGGGGAUAAUCCUACAUUUAAGUCCUCUCCCCACCCUAAAUGCAUUAUGUGUCUCCACAUAUACAUGGCAAAGCUUUAGAUGAAUUGAUCUGCGAAUACCUUUAGCUUCACUAGUAAUAGUGCAUGUGCAAGACACGUUCCGCACGUAUAAAUGCGAGUUUAUUAUGUUUUCCCACUA
Messenger RNA from Oryza sativa Japonica Group (Japanese rice), 1303 nucleotides. RefSeq lists its product as uncharacterized. Gene Ontology annotation, biological process: translation. Gene Ontology annotation, cellular component: small ribosomal subunit; ribosome. The record is from RefSeq and is a predicted model, not a curated record. Lineage: Eukaryota; Viridiplantae; Streptophyta; Magnoliopsida; Poales; Poaceae. Gene Ontology annotation, molecular function: RNA binding; structural constituent of ribosome.